AUUCUCAAUAGCUGUAUUAGCAGAAUCUUUGCACACAGGGCAGAGCAGUGCCUUGUCCCCAGGGAAAGGAACUAUUUCAGACCCUAAGGAGUCAUCUUACAUGUUUCAACAUAAUUCUACUGUUGCUUUCUUUAUUUUAAAGGCAGCCGAAGUUUCUUUCUUUUGAAGCUGGAGAUUAAAUAACAGCAAGCAGAAUCUACUGUUAGAUUAGAUUACCAGGUAAUAUAUUGCAUUUACAUUUUAAAUUAUUGCUUAAAGAUAGGUAGAUUCAUGUGAAAUAUAUGUAAAACUUUGCUUAACAAUUUGAGAUUUAAAGUAUGAUGUACUUGCAUAUGAUAGAACAAAUGUCAAAUAUAUUUGCAGAAAGUACUAUGUAUUUAGUAUCAUUGAUUUUAAUAAGCAUGAAUGCCACCAAUAACAGAGUUAUAUAGCAAAAGAAAAUGCAAUGUGGAGUACUGUUUAUCCAUUUUUAUGAAUAACAGUAGUGUGUUGGCAAAGUUUUAAUUGCUAUGUAGCUAAAUUCACAGCUGUGAAAAUAUGACAUGAUAAUUAAUAAUGGUGUUGUAUAACUAUCAACUCCUUGUUCCUAGAUAUAUUGCAUAAAAGUCCUACUUUUACUGUUUGAACAGUAGUUCAUUGGAAUAUCAAAUGUAAUGUUUAUGCAAUUUAGCUUAGAGUCUAAGUACCUUUAAUGAAGAUCAGUUGAAGAAAUUAACCAUUUCCUCUGCCUUGCUGACAGAAAUGUACUAACUAUAAAGAAUGACCAGCAUUCAUAAUGCAAUAUUAUGGUACCUGGGAAAGUAUAUUUUUCUCAGCAUUCAGUGACAUUGUGAAGGAUGCAUUUGUGCAAUGCUGGCCAAAUCAGAAGUUACUUCUUGAAUGUGGUAUGAGAGGGAACAAAUAAUAGACUCAUAGAAUUGUAGAGUUGGAAGGAAUCCCCAGAGUCAUUUAGUCCAACCCCCUGCAAUGCAGGAACUUCAAAAAAAUCCUGUGCGUAACAUGCUCCCAGUCACUGUUGCGCACUCCAUUCACUACUGCUAGGCAGGAAGCAAAGUCUGAUUCAGUUGAUCACAUGUUCAUUCUCAUAAAACACGCACCAGCACAAUGAAGAAUUGCUAUUGCCUUCUUACAGAUUUUAUGUAAGGAUAGUUGGCAUGUUAUCAAAUCUGCUCGUGACUAUAUGCACAUAUAUGUGAAUACAUGUUCACAGAGGUAUCAAUUUGGGGGUCUUUACAGCAGUCAGUUGCUGAACCCAGGAGUUACUCAAUAGAAACAGUUACAUUAGAAAUGCCCAAACUACCUUCCAUGCCCAUAGGAAUUAGCAAGAACCAACCAAUCUCAAUACAAAUGAAUAUACAAUAUUUAUUUCAAAAAUGCCUUUGUGGAUUGAAGAGCAAGCACAGAGAUAUAAAAAAGCAAGAUGGAUAGUUGUUACACAUUACACAAACUACCUGAGUCCAUAUUGCUAGGCCUGUAAGCAUAAAGAUUCCUACUACACAGACAGUCACUACAUUAUAUGAUGUGAAGAUGGAUGAAUUAUAGAAUUGUAGAGUUGGGAGGGCCCCCAAGAGUCAUCUAGUGCAACCCCCUGCAGUGCAGGAAUCACAGCUAAAGGAAGCUGGUAAAAUGUGGGUUUAACGAGGUAACUGAUAGGUGGAUUUAAAGCUGGUUGACUGACCAAACCCAAAGAGUACUCAUUAAUGGUUCCUUGUCAUCAUGGACAAAUCCUAUAUUUGUGCAUCUGAUUAUUUCUGCCUUAAGUGUACAACUUUACAUUUGUCCCUAUUUAAAUUCAUUUUAUAAGUUGUGGCUUAGUUUUCUAGUCUGUUAAGGUCAUCUUGAAUCCUGAUUAUAUUUUCUGAGGUAUGUAUUAGCUACCCUUCCCAGUUUGGUGACAUCUGCAAAUUUGAUAAGCAUCCCCUCAAUUUCUUCAUCAAAGUCAUUUAUAAAGGUGUCGAACAACAUCAAGUCCAGGACAGAAUCUUGAGGCUCACCACUUGUCACCUUUUUCCAGGAUGACGAGGAACCAUUGGUGAACACUCUUUGGGUUCAGUGAGUAAACCAGCUACAAAUUCCCCCUUGUCUAGCGCCUUGUCAAAUUUUACCAGUUUCUCUGCAAGAAUAUCAUAGGGGACUUUGUCAAAAGCCUUACUGAAAUCAAGAUAUAUUACAGACACAGCAUUUCCCUGAUCCACCAAGCUUGUAACUCUAUCAAAAAAGAAAAAAAGGAAAAAAAAGAUUAGUCUGGCAUGAUUUGUUUUUGAGAAACCCAUGCUUGCUUUUAGCAAAUACAGUACCCUUUUACAGCUCCUCACAGACUGACUGACUAUCUGUUCUAAGACCUUUCCUGGUAUGAACAAGGUCCCAGGCAGAAUUGUAGUGGAGGAAUCACCACCACCAAUUUCAGUGAGUCUGCUGUGAGUAUGAAUAACAUUGGAUAUAACCUACAGAUUUUAACAAAUCUACCCUGAGUGUGCUUUAGUUGGAUACAUCCCAUAUAGUAUGUCCUACACUGACAAGCAACAAAAAAGCCCAUUGAGAAUCUUGGCAAUAGAGAAUCAUGAAAAUAAUGUAUCAAUGCUCCAUCCCACAUCUUCAGAUAUUUUAGGCUAGAACAAAUCCUUGGCAAUUGGUCACACACCUCACUGCCCAAUUUAAACUAUAGAAAGCUGGCCAAAAAACAGUGGGCAUUAAUAAUCACUGCAACAGCUGGGUACAAACAUAAUCCACUUCAGAGAACUCUUACCAUUUUCUACAGUUCUAUAUCCUACAGUUCCACUAAUCUCGAAAACUCCUUUUUUGUGUUUUCUGUAGGCUACAACACUAGAAGGAGAAAAUGCAAAAAGCAGCACUAUUCUGUUACAUUCUGCUUGUUUCUCUGUGCAUUGCUGUUGUUCAGAAUGAACGCAAUGUAAUGCGUAGGAGGGCAAGGAGGAGAAUGCGCUAUAGAGGGUUAAGAAAGAGCUCCUCAGGAAAUCAUAGACUAAACAAGCAACAAGAAAUCAAAUCCCCAGUCUUUAUUACUCCAAUACCAAGCAUUCCGCUUAUUAAUAUUGAUGGUGAUAUCACUGAAGUAUUUGACUCUCUGAUUGGUCAGGGUGGACAAGAAUCCAGUUACAAUAUUUUACCAGGUAAGCAGAGAAUAUUUACUUUAUUAUUAUGCUAACUAAAAUGCCAAGCCUAUACUCGCUCACUUAUAUACAUAUAUCUGAACUAAAAAGGACUUAUUUCUGAGUAGAAAUGCAAAGGGUUGUACUAUCCACGUAUUUACUAAACAUAUCAAUUGCUUCCCAGAAUUCUGCAAACCAUGUAUGUACUUUGCCUGCUGUAGAGAAGUUACAGAAGCUGAGCACCCUGUGCAAUGCACUUCUACAACUAAGCAAGAGGGACAUGAGUAGCGCUGUGGUCUAAACCACUAGGCCUCUUGGGCUUGCCAGUUGGAAGGUUGGCAGUUUGAAUCCGUGCAAUGGGGUGAGCUCCCGUUGCCUGUCCCAGCUUCUGCCAACCUAGCAGUUCAAAAGCAUAACAGUGCAAGUAGAUAAAUAGUUACCACUAUGGCGGGAAGAUAAAUGGCAUUUCCAUGCGAUCUGUCACUCAUCACGGUCCUCCAUGUGCCAGUAGCAGUUUAGUCAUGCUGGCCACAUGACCCAGAAUGCUGCUUGUGGACAAACGAUGGCUCCCCCGGCCUGAAGCGAGAUGAGCACUGCACCCCAUAGUUGCCUUUGACUGGACUUAACUGUCCAGGGGUCCUUUACCUUUUUACCUUUUACAACUAAGCACACUAAUUUCUCAAGACUUUUAUACCACUGUUCAUACAAACAUAUUUGAAGGCAGAUCAAAAUUGGAAACAAUAAAUUAAACUAAUACAAAAACACAAUUCAAACAAAAGAUUUAUAUGUUGACUAAGCUUUCGUUAUUACAACACUAAUGCCAAAGAACAAGAUAUGCUUUCAAAAUACUGCUUUUCUCAAUAGAUAGUAAAUAAAAAUCAGUUCCAAAUUAUUCAUUUUUUUCUUUUUGUCCUUUACUCCUUCUUUAAAACAAUAAUCCAAGAAACAGGCAAAGUAUUCUCCUUCAUAUUCUCAUAACCUUGCUAGCAAAACACAUGGAAUUGAGUGAACUAUUCACUAAGUAAGCUUCAGCACAUAAUUUCAACUCUUCAUUGUUGAAGUAUUGAAUCUGAUCCAGCAAUUGGACAGUUCUCCAGUUAACAUUUUCACUACCAAUAAAUGGGCAAACUGUGCAUGAUCCAAAACCCAUCUGUGACUCAUAAACAAUGACAAGAAACCAACCUCUUAAAUAUGUAUGCAUUAUACAGCAGAAAUAAAUAUGAAGCAAUGGUCCAAAAAGGGGGAGGGGGGAGUUUGAUCAUUUCUCACAGUCUCAGCAGGUAUGAAUCAAGGCCCAGCAAUGAACUGCUGAAGAAAUGCAUUCCACAUGUUCUAUCAUCCAGAAUGCUCUUGCCCCCUUACUGCAAUUCAAUCAUAAACUCCCAGAGUAUCCUUCAGAAUGCAGUGAUGCUUUCCUCAGUUAAAGUGCCUCCUAUAUACUGAAAGGUAUAAUUUCUCACAAAGAAACAAUGUGAAGAAUAACACACUUUGCAUGGUAACGUAUUAAAUAACAUUUUUCAAAACUGAAAUGUUUGUGGUAGAAACAAACUAUCCUACCAAUCUAUAUGGGAAAGGGUGGGUAAAAAUAUAAAAUAAAUAUGUGUUUCACCAAUAAUAACAGAAUCCACAAAUGGAGAGUUUAAAUUGGAAACUUGAAUAUAAAAGUGAAAACAGAAACAUACAUAUGCUCUGAACUCCUCCUAUUAGUAACCCCAUACCCUGCUUUAUAAUGCAACUAGUUUAUAUAACACUAGUUGAUAGAAAUUGCACAUGAAAAUGUUCAGAAUGACAUAUAUGCAUUGGAUUUAUCAAGAAGUUACUGCUAACUUAGCAGUAUAUGACAAUGUGAAUACAUCUACUACAUUGCGGUCACUAAGGUGCCAGCUUGGCUGAAAGUUUACCAUUUUACAUAAUUCUAACCAUGCAACUGGUUGAGAAAACUCCUCUUGCCCCAAACGGCAUUUGGCUACUUUAGAGAAUUGUAUUACUGUUGCAUAUGAAACUGGAUCAUCUUCGAACAUAUAUUCACCCUUCCUUCUAAGGCAUGAUAAACAUUGUGUUGGACAAAUAAUGUCAACUUUAAUAGAAAUGGCUAUGAUAAAAAAAAAUCUGAUCAGAAAUGAUAGAGAACUAUCAUGUCCCAUUUAUAAUAUACAUUGUUGAUUGAAAACUGUUCAUUUUGAGGCAUUUUUUAAACAUUAAAUACAACUGGCAAUACAUGUACCAAGCAUUUCAUUAACUAUUUCAAAUCUUCCUGUCAGAAAUCAUCAGCUGAAGUAAUAUGUGGUUUCCUCCUUUCCCCAUUGAUUCUUGUCUUUUUAAAACUGGAAUUUUACCCAAAAGCUGAGCUAAAACCACUAGACAUUUUAGUUGACAUAUUGGAUCUGUACCAUAUUUCCAAAGGUUGAAGGCAUUGAGAUAUCUGCCAAUGAUUUAAACCACAAGGUAUUUUUCUAGUCUAGUAUUUAGAAUACAAGUUAAGGUCAGAUUUGGAAAGAAGCCUAUUUAACAACAGAUCCUAUAAUCAAUCUUAUGUCCAUAUUAUUUUUUUUAAGAAAGAUCAUAAGCAUCUCUGGCUUUAGCAGCACUCCACAUCUUUCUUUCUUAAAAUCUUCUUUUGUGUUUUCUUUUCAUGAUUCACAUUUUAAUAAUAUAUAUGUAGUGUGUAGACUACAAGCAAGCUUUUUCAAUUGAACUAGCGAUACUCUCUGUUCCAUUCCCCCUCUUCCUAGCCUAGUCCUACAAUCAGAAUUCUUUGAUGGUGGCUUAGUGAUUAGCAAGUCUUAACACUGCACUCUGAAAACCAUCAGUGACCCCUGCAAGUAGCUUUCCUACUUCUGUCUGAUGGUGAUAAGGAGAUCUUGCAUGUGAGGGCUGGUACCUGAUCCAUAACUAUAAUUAAGGCAUGGUGGCUAACCUUUGGUCUUUCAUAUAUUGCUAGACUAUGAAUCUCCUGAUUGUUGGCAUCUGCCUGUCUCAAGAGACAAUGGAGCGUGCCUCUGGGGGUGAAGUCAAACUGCUGGAGAAUCACAGUGCUUGCUGUGGCUGCAGAGGCCGGAAACACUCCAAAUCCCUAGCACAUGCUAGGCCGUGCUAGGGAAUUGGAGACCCACAACAGCUGGAGAACAACUGAUUAACAACUCCAGCUCUAUACUGGACAAAGUAGGUGUACCGAAAGGUAGCAAGUAACUUCUGAGACACAUGUCUGAUAUAUGAAAACAACCAAGCAAGCUUUGUUAGGGUUGUCAGCUAUUAGCAUAUGAAAUUAAGUCCUAAUCUUGUAUUUCUCAACUGUUGGAUGAGGAUUAACAUCAGGUGCUUGGAAAGUAGUGCAUUUCCUUUUAGAGUUUUAGGAAUGACCACUACCCACCCUGUUUAGAAUGGCAAAACUGAUUAUGCUCCUGUAAAAUGCUUUCAACUGUAGUACCUGAAACCCAAGAUACCAGGAUUGCAAACUAUAUCAAAUAAACAGGAAAAAACACAGUAACAUCAGUAAAAGCAAUCUAAACACUAGACAUAUUAAAGAAGCAGAAAAAGCAGAACCAUGAAAUUCUGCAAAAGCUUGCUGAAAUAAAACUUUUCAUUUACUAUUUGGUGGGUGGAGUUGCUAAUUUCCGUUGGCAUAUUGUGGACCUCUCUUGAGUUUAGCUAGCUUUUUUAGACUAAGGACUUGGAUUGUUGAUCAACAGAGGUUAACAGGCAGUGUAGAAGGCCAAGUAAGUUUAUUUCUGUAGCAGAGUAUACAAACUCUUACAAAUAUUUACACUAAUUUAAAAUUUAGGUGAUCAAAAACUAAGCCUACAUGUAAAUCUCAAUAAUGUAAUAUGACUAAUUAACUGUAGAGGGUAGGGUUAUAGAUUUAGAAAUACUAUCUAUGUGAUAACAAAUCUCCUUACAAUGUUAAAUAAAACUUAUUUUGAUAUAAAAUAAUGCAAUUCAUGUUUGGUAAUCAAACCACCAGGAUAGACAGGUGGCUACAAUGACACAAUCUUUUUGUCAAUGAUAUCUAAAUUAAAAAUAUUUCUAUAUUAAAGAUAUUAACAAAAAAGUAUCAUUUACAUGGCUCUCCCAAGACAGAACAUGAUCCCUCAAUUACAUCAUCCAGUUCUUUAUUAUUUCGUUCUUUAAUUUAUAAUAGUCCUUCUUCUAAGAGCUGGAUGCAGUUUACAUGGUACUUUACACAUAAACAUUUUCUCUUGUAAAAACCCUAUGUUGUGUGCUAGGGUGAGAAAUAAUGGUUAGCUUGAGGUUAUCCAGCUUCAGGGUAUCCAGUGAGCUUCAUGGCUAAGUUGGGAUUUGAUCAUGGGUCUCCCCGAGACCUAGUCUGACAUUACGCUGUAUCUCCCAUGUUGGAUACAUACCAAGGAUGGUGUGUAGCAUCCUUCUUGUCCAUGCACAGUUGUUUUCAACAUUGAUUUGGCUGGGGAGUCUUUGCUCAUGCAUACACUAGAGCCCCCACAGAGAUUUGUAUGAAGAUGGGUAUCUGGAGACUUCCGGGGUGGCGCCAUCGGCAAUGGCGGACUCCCUCUGAACUGGAGGGACUAGCUCCGCGCGAAACGGGUCUUUUCCGCUACGGCGAAGCGGGGACCCUUUUAAAAAUCACAGGCGGAUGAAGCCUGUGACCAUGGGACUCGGCGGGCACCCUUAGCGCCCCCCCAACCCGCAAAGGAACCCACUAACGGGCUCCGAAGCGAAGAGGGGAAGCGGCGCGGUGCUGUGAGUCAACUGCUAUUUCCGUGGAGCGAAGCCGCAUAGCCGUUGCCGGAGAGCGCUGCCUUUUUCCUGGGACAAUUUGGCUUCUAAAAUAAGCACCCGUGAGUACUUAAACUUUGAACAAAUUGGACUUUAAACAAGGAUUUGCGAGCAGAAAGGAAUUGGAUUUAAAAAUUUACUUCAAUUUGGUACUGAAACGGGAAGGUCUAAACAGGAAGUCAGCCUUCCAUUUCUUUGUAAACAGAAUAAAGCAAAGACAACGUAAACUAGAGCUCAGAAAAUCGCUUCUAAAGGAUCGGCUUUCAACAUUUAAAAUCUUCGAACCCCCCUUCGGCAGCAGGAGAAGAAGGGGAUCUUUUUCGGAUUGUUUAAACCUGCAGAAGUGAGUUUAAAGUAAAGUAACUUUCCACCGUCCUGAUCCUGGAAUGGGGUGUCAGGACUGACGUUUGAAGCUCAUUGACCAGAGACAAACGUUUUUGACAGAUAGCUAAAAGAAGAGAAACAUAGUGAUUCCAAUGUUUCCUUUCGCAUUUUAAAGGAACAAAUAUGGACAAAAUAUCUUAAAAAAGAAACUUUGUUGCAAGAACAAUUAGAAGUUUUCCCCCUAGAGGGAGACUGGGAAACUGUAACUAAUUCCAGGGAGCUUGCAGCUGUCACAGAUUACAAUCGUGGGAAAAGGCUUGUGACCUUGUAGGACAAUGUAUUCAGAAGCUCUGUUGUGUGCUCUCUGUAAAAUACAUGCUCUAUUGGAACAGUUAACUGAGAAGACGGAUUUGAUGACUAAUGUGGCCAGAAUUUUUGAACAGGCAGUGGGAAACUAUAUGGAGCCCACCCAGGAAUUAAAUCAGGAGUGUGCCCUGACAGAACAGAUGAGAGAAGAGGAUGUUGUGGAAUCUUGGGCGCCAGAGAUGGAGGGAGCUGCGGCCCAGCAGGAACAUGAGCUUUUGGAUUUGACAAAUGAACUUGGAGAAAGCCAGAUUAGGAAAGAUAAAGUUUGGUUUGGUUUGGAAAUAGGGGGGUUGGAUAGACCCCCCUAUGCAGGGAUGUUUGGACUUUCCGAGUCUGGCAAUGGGCCGUGAGAUGUUUGGAGCUGUGGGGGCUCUCAAUUUUGGAGGGAUUCUGAAACAUGUCUUUAAAUACUACAUGGAGUUUAGUCUGGACUAUGGAAAAGGGGCUGAUUUGUUGGAAAGGGUCAAAAACAUUACCAAGCUGGAGUUCCCACGAGUGGAAGGUGAAUAUGAAGAAGAGCUGCGGAAGGGACAUGGAAGGGACUUAAGGGCCUCGGAUAUAAGGUUACCAGGUUAAUGCGCUAGAUCGAUGGGAUGAAAAGGACUGACAAAACCCGGGACCAGGAGGAAGGGACGCUGGAUGAAGAUUGGAUUGUUUCUAUCUCUUUUUUUUUACUACUAGGAUUGUUUUAUAAAACUGAUGACUGUUAGAAAAAUGUUGGAACGAAAUUACUUGGCUCUAGCAAAAAUGUUUAAAAUAAGAUUUAAGUUUUAAGGUUUUUUAUAAGAUAAGAUGAAAAUAGAUUAAGGUAAUGUAAUGACAGAAUAUUAUGAAAUAUGGAAAGGAUUUGCUGUGAUAAUUAAUAACUGGGAUACAAAAAAAGGGAGGAGGAGGAGGUCAAAGAAAGAAGGUAAUGAAAGUUGAAGAUUUGAGAAUGUUGGUUUUAUUUUUAUAUGUUUGUGGUGUAUUUUUGUUUUUUGAAUUUGUAUUGUUGGAUGUGGUUUGUUUUCUUUUUCUCUUUUUUGCUUCUUUCUUUUUUUCUUUCUCUGCUUUGUCUUUUUCUGUAAUUUUAAAAAUUUUCAAUAAAUAUCAUUUAAAAAAAAAAUGAAGUUGGGUAUCUGGAAAACCAACUCACCAAAUGUUUUAAUUUACCAAUACAUUUUAUACCAAUUUUAAAACUUGCUUUUGUUUUCCAUUUAUCAGGAAAAGAAAAUAAAUGUUUUGCAAAUGGGAUGAUUAUGUAUGAUAAGUCUGUGUGGUCUCCUAAACCCUGUGUUACGUGCCUCUGCUCAAAAGGAAAGGUGUUGUGUGAUGAAACCUUGUGCCAUCCUCUGACGUGUCACAAUACCAAGAUACCUGAAGGAGAGUGUUGCCCAGUGUGUAUGGAUAUUGGUACAGUAUAUUGAUUUUUUUUGCAUAUUUCAGACACACAAUAUAUAUACAGGAUACAAUUUAGUGUAAGUAAUGUAAUCCUUUGAAUAUGUGCAGCUGCUAAAAGGCAAUGAAAUUAGGAAUUAUUCUUUGACCUUUUAUUAUUUGCAUAGAUUAUGGUAGGCUGUAUAUGUAUACAGGCAUUUCCACUGGGGAUAUCUAUUGCUGUCCUGAUUGUCCAUGAUGAUGGUGGCAUCUUUUUUUGCCCCUGUCAGCGCAGCAACUAGGCCAACAUAGACACUCUUACCCAUAUGGAAAUGUCAGCAGACAUGAACAGCAUAUCUGCAUAAACUUAACUGAGCCACAAGCCCAUGAACAGAUCUGCCUGCUUUCCUCCUCCCUCCCUCCAGUGAGGAAACAAACCACAAAACAGCUGACAUAACGUUAUAUCUGAAUCAGGAUUUGUGGUUUGUUUCUCCCAAGCAAACAUUGAUCAGGAUGCCUAGAAUAAACCUUGGUUUGGUUUAUCUUGGUUUGCUUAGAGGGAAAUAAACCAUGGACACUGGUUCUGAUGUAAUACUACAUCACCCACUGUGCUUGCGUUUUCCUACUGGAGGAAGGGAGAAGCAAAGCAGGAAAGCUCAAGCUGCAUGUAGUAGCACAUAGCUCAUGCAUAAACUAAUUUCCUAAUAGUUUAUGGUUUAGUGAUGUAUCCAAACAUUGCCAAUGUGUAAGCACAUGCUGCCAUUAAAUCAAAGGUGGGAAACAAAGCAGGAUAAUAUACCUUUUGCAUUUGAAUUUUUCCUUCAUAAUUUUGAGUUAAUAACUGGAAAGUUAUAUACAGUAGCUAUUGGCACUACUGUUGAAAAGGGCAAAAUUACCAGACACCUUAACUCAGUCUGUAUAUAUGUAUGUGCGUAAACAUACAAAAAACGCACCAGCAAAACCACUGUAAUUUUCUUAUCUUAGGGAUUUUAUGCACAAUACUGUAUUUUAUUAAUAUUCUUCACUAUAAUAGAAUAAUUAUUCUCUUCAAGCACAUAUAUUAAUGCCUGCUACUAAAAACUGUGUUAUCAUUUUUCUUUAUAUUGAUAUCGACUGUCCACUUUCAACACCAUGACCUCCUUGCUUUCAGAGCUAAGUACUAUUUCACUAGGUGACACAUCUGAAUUUUCUGGUGAUAAUCUAGAGCCCAAUGACCAUACUGAUCCAGUCUUGUACAACCGACAAACACAAGAUCAAAAUGCUGAAAAGAAGGGGAAACGGCUUGAAAAGAAAGAAAUUACUAUAAAAAAUAAAGAUAAAGAGAACCAGCAAAGAAAAAGCCAUGAACAGAAGGAAAAACAUGUACAGACAAAGGAUCAAAGGGAAGAUGAGAAGAUGAGAGCAGCAGAAGAAAGGAGAAGAGCAUAUGAAGAAGAAGAGUUAAGAAUAGAAAAAGGAUUCAAGAAAGAGGAAGAAGAAAAUGAAGAAGAAAGUGAACAACCUGAAGGAAGUGAGGAAGAAGAAAAAGAGGAGGAAGAUGUUUUGCGUGGUGAUGUAUUCAGAAUGCCGCCUCGUUUUCCAAUUCCUGAGCCUUCUACUGAAGUGCCUACUUUGCCAACCGGAUGCUCCAUCCUGGACAACACAAUCAGCUGUGUUAAUGCCAAACUCAAACAAAUACCACCAAUCAUGGAUGCAGAGCUUACAAGCAUAGAGCUUGUAGGUAAGGAAAAAACUGACCUGUUUAUUAUAAUAAUUUUCAAAUGCAUCCCACAUUAAUGUUAGCUCUACUAUUUCUAUUUGCACCGGACAAUUAAUGUCCAAUGUUCUCAUUGUAAAAAUUGGAGGAGGGAAGGGACAAUGUGAUGUAAGUUUUGAUAUUCAUUGCUUGGCUAUAUCAAAAUCCUUGCUUUGUUGGUUUAUGAAGAAGCAAUAUGGAGACAUCGUAAUGUUUACUUGACACUAAAUAUGGUACUAAGCAUCUAUGUGAUAAAACCAUAAGGGAAAUGGAAAAUGAUUAAGAAAUGGAAGUGAGUCUUAAAAUUCCUAUUGCUAUUACACACCUUUCCUUUUCCUAGGUAAUACUAUAACUUCCAUCCCAGAUGAAGCUUUUAAUGGGAUUCCCAAUUUGGAAAGGAUUGAUCUUCGUAGAAAUAAUAUCACAUCAUCUGGCAUAGGUCCACGGGCAUUUAAAGUAAGAAAAUCUAGGGUUUUUUAAUUCUUUGUGUGUGUGUGUGUGUCAAUGUAUAGAAAUGGCUGUUUUGCUGAAAUUGUUUGUCAAAGAAUCCAUGAGAGUACAUUAAUGAAUACUCUGUAACUCUUCACAAUUGCAAUCAAUAAUGAAAUCACUGACAGAACAAAGUGAGAUCUGGGGAUAUUUUGUGAGAAUUACUACUUUUACAGGUUAGGGAGGUGAAAAUUAGUGGCUUCAAUUUAAUUUUAAAUUCCCCAUGUGCUAGUGUAAGCCAACGCAGGCCACAUACAGUAAUAUUCAUAAAGCACACAUGAACCUAAAGCAAACAGCGCUAGAAAAAAAUAUUUUAAAACUUAAAAAUCAAAGUUAAUUCGAUUUCUCAAUUUGUAUCUUCCCCAACACAGAUAUUGAAGAAUUUGCAACGUUUAUAUUUGGAUGGAAAUGCACUAGUACAUAUUCCGAUUGGUUUGCCAUCAACUUUAGAAGAACUUAAAAUAAACGAAAACCAACUACAUGCAAUUGAUGAAUACAGCUUUGAAGGUAUAUUGUAACUAUGAAUGCAGAUGACUAAGGUAAUAAAAGCUUACAAAUUCAUGACAAGAAAAAAAGUAGGUAGAACAAAAGUAGGUGGAACAACAACUUCCAUAUUAUUUAAAAAUGCAUCCUACAAUUUUUUCGUUUACUAACUAUGAAUAAGAAUACAUUUUAACACUACAAUUGCAUAGACAUUCUUGUACUUGGCGACAGCUCCUAAGUGACAAAUUAUAUGUGUCAUGCAAAUUGAUAAUGGUUGUGCAUUUGCCAAAUCUUCUACAGAAACAGCCAUCAUUAGAACUCCUGUCAGCAAGUUUUAUGUCUCGAAGAAUGCAUAUUUUUAUUUAAAAUAUAAAGCGGCAUAGAAAUAAAAUAUGUAACAAUAAUUCCCAGAGACACUUGGAGUGGAUCAUGUACAUAUAUUUUUAAACACGGGAACUGCACUCUUUGUUAUAUCACACUGACAGAUCUGAUUGUGCACAAAGUUGUUUUUCCAGUACUUACGGUAGCUACACGCUUUACAAGAGGGACAACCGCCCUCUACUCAGAUGCAUAAGAAUGUAGCCGUAGCCUUGAUUUUUACCCAGUAAUCUGCCUAGAGGAGAGAUUCUAGGUAACAUACUCUUUUUAAUUCCACCUACUCUAUAGAACGCAGGUGGCGCUGUGGUCUAAACCACAGAGCCUAUUGCUUGCCGAUCAGAAAGGUCAGCGGUUCGAAUCCCCACGACAGGGUGAGCUCCCAUUGCUUGGUCCCUGCUCCUGCCAACCUAGCAGUUUGAAAGCACGUCAAAGUGCAAGUUGAUGAAUAGGUACCGCUCUGACGAGAAGGUAAAUGGCGUUUCCGUGUGCUGCUCUGGUUUGCCAGAAGCGGCUUAGUCAUGCUGGCCACAUGACCCGGAAGCUGUUCGCUGGCUCCAGUCGUUCGCGACUGGACCUAACAGUCAGGGGUCCCUUUACCUUUACCUUUAUAGAAAUGUAUGUAAGCUGCCUUAGGAUGGCUUUUCCUGAAAGUCAGUCUAAAAAUACUGGAAGUCAAUAGAUUAUUUAUUUAUUUCAUAAAAUAUAUACUGCUGAUUGUAAGAAAAACCUCAAAACAAAGUUUACAAAAAGAAAUUGUGUACUGGUAUGGCUAAAACAUGUAAAUUACCCGGUUCAGAAUGUGAAUUGAUCUAGCUCUUAAUGCUGAAAAGCAGUAUGAACAGAACAUUAUUUCACUCAAAAUUUGUUUAUAGCUUGGGAUGCAAAAUAAUACACAUUAUGUUCAUUUUGCUACUUAAAAAUUGUUCAAAAUACAUAUCUUCUUUUUAAAGACCAAAUAUCUUCUAAGGCAUUAGUUGCUGAUAACAGAGAAUCUGGUUAGUUUUAAAAGUCUGUUGCCAAUGACUCAUUUGCAGUAUCCAGAUGCCACCUUUGUGAAAUUAAGUACCUUCUUGGGGGCACCCUAAAGUGAACCUUUCCUGGCCCAAGAAGGACUGCAGAAGAUCCGGGAAGACCUGAGGCUCCCCUGUUUCUCACAACAGGAGAUAGAAAUGGGAGAAGGGGAUGAGAGAUCCUUCUUAUGAAGGACAGGAACUUUUAUUUGAAUCAUAGCACAAAGGGUAAAAAAAUAAGUUUGCUUAUCAGAUUCAGAACAAGGCACAGUUAUAUUUUCAAUGCAUGUGGUUUCUACUUGAAAACUAGAAUAAAAAAAUUAGUGUAUUCCAUAAUUCUCGUGUAUUAUAUUUAUUCCUAAUUUAUUUAAAUUUACUAUAAUCAUAGUUGUGUCUUAGUGAACCAAUAACAAACAAGUGUGGAGAAUUAUAAAUUGUAUUCAAAUAAACAUGAAGUUCUCCUGCUAUUAUUAAAUAACAUUAGGAUUAAAAUUUCUCUCAGAUAUUCUGGAGGCGUAGGUCAAUGAGAAGAGAAAUUGGUUAGAAUAUGAAAUACCAAUAUUCAGAUUCUUUUUUUGCCCUGAAUCUUACUGGAUGAGCACAAACAUUUCACCAUGUUUGCUUUAUUUUCAAAAGGUUUAGAAAAGUUGGUGACACUGGAAUUAGAAGGGAAUAAACUCAACGAAGCUAAUGUUAGUCCAUUAGCCUUUCAACCUUUGAAGACCCUGUCUUAUUUGCGCCUUGGACGGAAUAAAUUUAGGACCAUUCCGCAGCGCCUUCCCAAUUCUAUUGAGGUAAGGUUUUUUAAAAAUAAAAAAGAUGAUCUGUUUCCUUUUCCAUAAUAGUCAAGGCUCCUCUAGGUGACCUAUCCUGAUUUGCUUGCACAAGGCUUACUGUAGAGGUUAGGUUUAGCAUUCCUUCUGAUUUGUUUGUGAGGCAGGUAUAUGACAAUCAACAUUCAUCCUGAUAUGCUUGUGGGGCAUUAAUAUGUUGUCCUGCUAAUCACUUGUUUGUUCCAUACUUUUAAAUGCAUUUUCCAUCACUUUCCUAAUAGCAAAAAAGUGAAUUUUUAAAAAGUGAAUUUGUUGCACCAGAGCAACAGAGAACUUUAAAUUUCGUGGCAUGUGCAAGAAUCUCAUAUCCCACAUCCCCCCAUGGCACAAAAUACUGUGAGAUUGGAGACAACCUUAAGCUUUGAUCCUGGGCAUGCUUAUUCAUUAGUAAUUGCCAAUAAUUUCAAAAGCAUUGAGUCAGGAUUGAAGUCCAAGGGCAGGUUUAGGGACAUGGGGAAAAUAGAUGCAAUACUCAAUCACACAACCCGUGCAACAUAUGAAGGGGGAACUUGGGCUUCUCCCCCUUUCAUUUGGAACUAAUGCCUCUUAACUAACUUUGUCUGGAAACAAGGAACAACUUUGUUGCCACUUUUGGAAAAUAAGUAAAGCAGCUUUACGCCACAUAUUCUACAUUUUAAAAUAACCACUUUAAUGUAUUAUACAAUACACUUUUCACAUAUUUCCUUCUUUUACCAUGCAUUCUAAAUAGGAAUUAUAUCUCGAUAAUAACCAAAUUGAAGAAAUUACAGAAGUUUGCUUUAAUCAUACCAGAAAUAUAAACACAAUUGUUCUGAGGCACAACAAAUUAGAAGAAAGCAGAAUAGCUCCUUUGGCAUGGAUCAAUCAUGAGUAAGUGUAAACUUUGUGUUAUUUUCCAAUCACAACAUUUAAUUAAUUAAAGUAUAGAAUAAAGAAGUUGUACUACAUAGAAGAUGGAGGUUCCACAAAUGUUUUUCUUGGCAUAUUAACCAACUAUUUGCUGGUAUACAAAGAGAACUUGGGAGAGAAGAGUGUGGUCUUCUUACCGUGCUUCCUUUUGGAGAAGACAGAGCAGUGAGAGACACACAUGCUGCUUCUGCUUCCUGUAGAAAGCUCAGGGCAAUUUGAAACUAACUCCAAUGUCACACCCCCAGUCUACUAGCACAGUACAGGGUACUAGGGUAUUUUUCAUCACUUUGCACAGAGCUUUGUAGGAAGAUGGCUUCAGUGAAAAUACAUUUCUCAAUUACUUGAUGUGAUGUAGGAUAUAAGUAACUUCACAAAUGACUCUUUCUAACAUGAUGGAAGGACUUUGUGUAUUUCCUUCUAAACAUCCAAAGUGAGAGAAAAUCCUUUCUCCUGUCCCAGUGAGUCUUCUGUGCAUGCCAAUGGAUUUGGGGGCUGUGUUGGCUCUUGCUUGAUUUUGCACAGAAUUUCUGGAGAACAGAACAAGUCCCUUACACUGUUCUAUCUUCAGGACAAUUUUAUUUCCAGACCCUUUCUCUCCAGAUUGCUCUGCUCUUAGUGAACUACUGAGGAGUGGAGAGGGCCAACAAUGAUCAUGAUAGCAACAUGGCAAAUGAAUUUGUAGACCUCUGACCCAGAAAACUGUCACCUUAAAAAAAUAUCAAACUAUUCCAUACUCCCCAGGCGAGCUUAUUUUUGGAUUUUGACAACAUAUACCACACAGGUGUCUAGUUUACUUAAAGCAAAAUUAUAAACACCGGAAGCAUCUUCCUCUGAAGAAAGGAACUCUUGUGUUUUUUUAUUUUUGGUGUUAAUGAGAUAGUUAUUCACUGUAAGCAGGUUACAUUCUACCAGUCUAUCUCAGUAGAUAGUAGAAUCCCGAUGUCUGGAGGAAAAUGUCCAAUUAAAGGACGUGGCUAUUAAGUAAACAUUAUGCUAAUGUGUUACCUUUUAAAAUAGAAAAAUAAGGAACUAUGGGUACAGUUAAGAUGGGCAGGAAGAGAGCAUACAGGUAGCAUUUAUUUAUUUAUUUAUUUAUUAAUAAAUAAGCGAUCUCGGUCCAGUAUACCUGAAGGAGCGUCUCCACACCCAUCGUUCUGCCUGGACACUGAGGUCCUGUGCUGAGGGCCUUCUGGCGGUUCCCUUGCUGCGAGAAGCCAAGUUACUGGGAACCAGACAGAGGGCCUUCUUGGUAGUGGCACCCACCAUGUGGAACGCCCUCCCACCAGAUGUCAAAGAGAAAAACAACUACCAGACUUUUGAAAGACAUCUGAAGGGCAGCCCUGUUUAGGGAAGCUUUUAAAGUUUAAUAGACUAUUGUAUUUUAAUAUUUUGUUGGAAGCCGCCCAGAGUGGCUGGAGAAACCCAGCCAGAUGGGCAGGGUAUAAAUAAAUUAUUAUUAUUAUUAUUACUUUUUACUGCUUUUUGCGCAAAAAUGCCUCUGAUCAUAUACAACAUAGAUUCAUACAAUCCAACAAUAAAACUACUGACCAAUUAAAACAUUUCAAUCCAAAGUACACAAACCAGGACUCUGGAUGGAGAUAGAUAAUGCUAUCAUCCUGGCAAUAAUAUAUAUUGUUUCUUCCUUCAAAGGGAAAUGCAUUUGAACACUUGAGAUAUCUGAUGUGUCAAGUAUUACAAAUUGUAUUUAAAAAAACUUGACUAAUGAGAUAACUGAGAGUGGGGAGAGUGGUUUUAACUCCAAAAGAGUACUUUAGCACAGAUGUCCUGAACUAAUGGAAGAGAGGAAAAUUAAAUAGACGGUUUGGCCUAUGAAUGUGACUAUAGUUAUUAUUCUUUUUCUUAUACAGACUUGAGCAAUCUGUCAGAUCCUGGACAGUGACAGUUAUGUAAACAUGUUUGGACAAUAGCUAUGGGAAAAGAGUAGGUGGUAGGAAAAAAAUUCUCUUUAGUGUGAAUUUGUUUUGGAGAGCUGAGAUAUGCCCUUUGACUUUUUACAGUCCUGCCCUUUUAUUAAUUAGUGCAGAGUAGAAUGUACUGCAGGCUGAAAACUACCAGUUGCUAUGACAAAGAAGAGCUGCUCUCAGGCAACCCAAAUAAUUCACCAUUUCUCCUUAUAGCCUGCUAACUCUUUAUGGCUAGAAAGCAGGAUGGCAGCCCAUCCCUGCCUUGUACAUGUAAAAAUGCCCAUGGAUGGUUAGGAAGAUAGAAAGAAGUACUGCCAGUGUGGUGUAAGUGGUUAAAGCAGCCUUUCUUAACCUUGGGUCCCCAGAUGUGGUUAGACGACAACUCCAAGCAUCCCUGACCACUCAUCCUGCAAACUAGAAAUGACGGGAGUUGGAGUUUUAGAGCCGAACAACAUAUGGUACAAAUAUUCCCCAAAUGGUUUCCAGAAAAAUAGAUAAGACUGUACGCCUCCAAUCUUCCUGAACUCUUAAAAUGCAUGUUAUGUAUGAAGACAAAAUUAUUUACUUUAUGCUCUUACUUUUUAAUAUUUUUUCACUUUAUUUUAGGAACCUGGAAUCUAUUGAUCUUUCUUACAAUAAUAUAUAUCAUGUUCCCUCCUAUCUGCCAAAGUCAUUGGUGCACCUUGUGCUUAUAGGCAACCAAAUUGACAGAAUCCCAGGAUUUGUAUUUGGACACAUGCGGCCAGGGCUGGAAUAUCUGUACCUUUCAUUUAACAAACUUGAUGAUGAGGGAAUUGAUCCUGUGUCAUUCUAUGGGGCAUAUCACUCUCUAAGAGAAGUCUUCUUAGAUCACAACCAACUGAAGUCUGUACCACUUGGAAUUGCAGAAAUGAGAUCCUUAAAUUUUCUGAGGCUCAACAAUAACAAAAUAAGGUAAAUAAAUAAAUAAAUAAAUACACAUCUUAAUUGUAAAUACAAUAAUGUUAUACUGGCUUUCUAUUAUAAAUGUUCAAACACAGCAAAUCAUGGUUUAUGGGAUUCUUGCUUACUUCUUUAACUGAAUCUUUGAGGCCACUAGUGCAAGACAUUGUUGAUUCAAUACGUCAUACUGAUCCCAAUAAUUGGGAUGCCAUAUUUUAGGUGGUCCUGUUUCACUUCCAGACCAAUGGUCCCUCAAACUCUGAAGCCCCCUACUAGAUGACUUUGUGGAAGACUGAUUUUAUGAACCUCAAUUAACCCCGAUGGCAAGACUGAAAAUCCACAUUCAGAUGCAGCAUAGCUCUGAAUUGCAGAUGCUGGGGGGAAAGCCAUGAGGAGGGAUGUUGCCUUCCUACUCUGUUUACCCUGGAUGGGCACUGAGGGAAACAAAUGCUGAACUAGAUGGGCCUUUGAUCAAAUAUGGCAAGGCUCUUCUUUUGUUCUAACUAGUUAUUGUUGAGCAGUAGUCAUCCGAAAAUUCCACAGUGAAGUGUAAAUAAGCAUACCACAUUCUUCAGACCAAACUUUCCUUAACAAUCCAAGGAUGGUGCCUGACAUGCACUUAGGACAUUUAAAAUGAUAGUGGUUGAACAUCAGACUACAGCAGUAAGAAAAGAGUAUGCUCCCACUAAGUCUUUUUUCAUUUUCUUUUCCAUAUGAAGAUGGCAAACAGCAGUAGGAAAUGCUCAGAUACAUUCUUCACAAAGCCCACAAUAUAGAAGAUCAUUGAAUAAAUAACUGCAUAUAUUAGAUUUAUAUCACCUUAUUUCCAAACAGGUUUACAUGGCCUGAGCAUGUAAAAGCAAUAUGGUAUGAGGAUAGCAGCAUUCCCAUUUAUCAGCAACAUUUGGUAUCGAGAAAGUAAGAGGCUGUCUAACCCUCAAAAGCAGGAUAGGAAGUACGUGGUACUGUCAUGAAUAAAAAUAGUGUCUAAAUUUUAGGCCAGUAUUAAGAAAUAACAAAUGUGAAGGUUGACCAAGUUUUCUAAAUGAGUGAACCAAAUUUCCUGUUCUGAGAAUUUUCUGCAAUGCUGCAUAGGUUUCUAAAUGUGACUAGACAUCAAAACAUGUGUACACAAACAGAAAACACACAUGUAUGUUGUAGAGGUACAUACUGUGUUCAUGUUUUUAGUAGUGUGUGCUAUGUGUGCAAAUGACAAAAUGCUUGAUAGUGGCUUAUAAUAUGCCUAACCAGAAUAUCUGGGGACCCAUAAAAUGAAAAAUUCUGGAUACAGCUCUGUGUUUUUUCCACACUUUUUACAAUAGUUUCCAUCUUGAAAAUGAGCUGCGAAGAAAAAGGAAAUUUGCUAGCAAAAUGUAAUAGUUAAUCUCCUUUAACUAUUUCAUAUAUGGUUUUACAGAACAGUCCCUACUGAGCGCAUCUGUAGGAGUAGGUCGGAUAAUGAAGAGGAGGAGGAGGAGGAGGAAGAUGAUGACAGUGAAGAGAAUCAUGAUUAUGAAGAUUCACAAUUAGAACACCUUCAUCUUGAAUAUAAUUACAUCAAUACAAGGGAACUUUCACCAUAUGCUUUUUCAUGUGUCAGAUCAUAUUCUAGUGUGAUUCUGAAACCUCAGAAGAGCAAAUAAAAGAACUGUUUUUGCAUGUAAAUACUAUAAUUAGAAUAUUUGUUCUCCACAAGCAAGAAAACCAAAGCACAAAUUAUGAAAGGUGCCGCAGCACUAUUACUUAACAGUAUUAUUUAUUAUUAAUGAAGGGUAAGGUAUAAUUGUAGGAAUAUCUCCAGGAAGCUGGCCGUGUACAUGCCUAGAAAUAUUAUACUUGCAGCCUAUUUUUCACUUCUAGUAAGAUAAAUAUUGCAUACCAAUGUGAUAAGUGAGUACAAGAAAGAUUCUUGAACUUCAUUGACCUUCUGAUUUUCCUCAAAAAGUUGACUUGAUAAAUAUUUUCAAUACAAUGAAUUAUAACCCUACAGAGAGGGGAGGGCUGUGUGUGUGUGUGUGUUUGGAAUUGCAUUUCAAAUUAAGAAAAUGCUGUAAAAUGCACAUAUAAAUUAAGACAGUACCAAAUGUAGAACAUUUGGGGCCUCUUCAUACAUGGCAUUAAUGCUAACCUGUGCUGUAGGUUACUCAUGGGAACCGCAAUUAAAAAAAACAAACAAUGUAAUACAAAUCAAUACAUCACACAACAUUAUUUGAGUAACACAUCUCACUAAGCUGCGUUACUGAAAAGCUCAAGGAGCAAGGAAGUCUUGGUGGGAGUAGUUGCAAGCAUAGUCUGACUAUUCCUUUAAGGAGUGACGGAGGCAUGAACCAGAGCUGGGAGAGGGACUUUCAUUAAUACAGUGACAGCUGUGCCUGAGAACGUAGCAAUAGUCUACUAUAAUACCACAAUAAGGGAGAACUUCUGCUUUGCAGAUGCAGAAGGUCCCAGUUUCAAUCACUGGCAUCUUUUGGUAGAGCUGGACAUGUCCCAUGUCUGAAGAGCUGCUGCUAGUCCAUGUAGACAGUACUGAGUUACAUGGACUUAUUCAGCACAAGGCAGCUUCCUCUGUUCUAGCAGAAUAUGUGAUGGCAUUUAGUUCAUGCAAAAAUAAUACCUGCUUGAAAACAGGCACAUGUUCCAAAGCAGAAGUACACUAAGCUCCAAAUAAGCUCCAAAGCAGGGAAAGCAGUGGCUCCAUAAUAUACAAGCAUAGAAAAUCUGUAGCAAAGGAAUGGCACAGUCUGCGCUAGUUCCUCUUGAGACCAGAUUGCUUGGGAGCAGGAUAAAAAUGGUUUCAAAAUAAUAGGCAGAGUUGCCUCUAUCACAGUUGCUUACCAUUCACACUUCUCAUAGUACAACUGUCAUCUGUUACCUCCACUUGCAGACAAUGUAGAUUACGCUCAGAGCAAACUUAGAAACCGUACAACACUUUGCAGAUUUAAAAUGGUAUCAAAUACCAUGAAGAAAUGGCAUGUUGCUUAUGGAUAGGAUCUUAAAAAGGACAGAAUUAACAAGUGACUCUAGCUUAUGAACAUAUGAAUCUGCCUUAUACUGCGCUGUGUAGCCUAGUGUUGCUUGUUUAGACUAGCAAAGGCUCUCCAACCUGAGAUACUUUUAACUGACGAUGGCAUAUGCUAAGCUACACCUCUGAGCUACACCCUCUUCACUGUUUGAUGCAUCCUGACCAUUAUGUGGUGUGAUAAAGAAGCAGAGGAUAGAGAAGCUUUCUUCAUAUAGAUGUGUGCUAUUUGAGGCAUAAUCAAAAGCUAUGCAACUUGCAUUUAUCAUCAAAGGUCAAUGCAAGCUGACGUCUUUGUCAUCCACUAAUGAUAUGCAGUUUUUGCUUGCAUCAUUAGCAAAUUAAAAGGCAAAAUUCCCCACAGAAAGUAAUUCCAUGCUAGUUCACAUCGCAGUAUUAAAGCUUUCAUGGAACUGUGAACACUAACAAAUAUUUCAAAGAAAUAGAACAAGUACUACAAAAAAAAACAUUUUGACUGCACUCAUACUUGCCUGAGGCAAUCCAAAGUAUGUUCAAUGAAAACAAGAUAAAUUGGAAAAUCCACCUCCUAACAAAUCUGUGUUAAUUGAGGUGGUGACAAGAAUGAAUUACAUGCCUGAGAUGUAGCGGCUGGAUGGCUUUCCCCAAUAAUUCACAUUCCAGAUAAAAACUUGAAACCAUGGAAAGCAGACAUAGGAUGAUACAGUUGUUCCACUGUAAACAUUCUUAGUUCCAGCUGCGGAAGCCACUGCUGAAAUCAUCAUGUGUACAUGUUCUAAAAAGAUUUUGACAGACAACAGCUUUUUCUAAGUUUGGAGGCUUCUUCCACAAUCAUGAACUGAAUGGCUGUUGUCCCUGAAAAGAAGAGGUGACUCUAGAGUCUGGUCACAAAAUGUAUAUCAUGCCACUAUCCCUUUGUUUCAAUAACAUGCUCUCACUAUUCAAAGAGCCACUAAGAACUGAGGGAAAUUAAAACAAGGUGUAGGAGCAGGAACUCUGAUUUUACACUACCCCCUGCCAGCUAGCAUUUUGCAUUACCUGCUUGCUCCAUUAUGCAACAUGGAUACUUUGCCAGACUUCAUGACACAUGAUAUUUUACUACAAAAUACACUAGCAAAACACACCAGUCCAAAAGUAAGCUAAUGGUCAGGAACCUAGGAAUCUGACAAUGUGAUAAGUAAAAGGUGGGAAAUAAAAUGUUUUGUAUACUUGCUUAAGAUACAAUAAGAUUUGUGACCUUUUCUCUCUCUUAUUUGUGCCUUUAAGCAUCUUUGUGGUAAAAAAUAUGACUCAAUAUCUGCUAAUAUGUAAUCCUCUUGAGAAAUAUUUUUUACCCCUAAUCUGAAUUAUUAGAUCACAACUGUGGCUCUCCAGUUGUUGCUAGACUGCAACUCCCAUCAUUCCUGACCAUUCGCCAUGCUAGUUGGGGCUGAUGGGAGUUCAACAACAUUUGGAAAACAACAGGCUUCUCACCCCAGAUCUAAAGUAAAAGGAAAGGUGCCUUGGUAAGUGAUAUAUUUUUGGUCUUUUUGUAAUUCUUAUAACAUUUUCAAGUUAUUCUAUCAAGAUUUUAUUACAUGUUCUCUUACAUGUUAUGCACUUUUACAGUAUGGUAUAAGAUUGCUCAAAUAUUACAUAUAACAUAUGUGUUUUCCAGGAAACAUACAUGGAGCGGGUAGCAUAUUCAUGGGCCAAUAACAUGCAUAAUACAUGUGCUUGCAAUUAUGUGCAUAUAUAUAUGCACACAGACACACACAUAUAUACACACAUAUAUACACAGAUGUAUCUUUGGUAAGAUAAAUAACAUAAAAAAUCUAAUCAAAUGAUAACGUAUAUUUUUAGCUUUGAAAGUACUAUUGUUUGAUAGCCAUUUUCAUGCUAUAUAAGGAAUAUUAGUAAUUAUAACUGUCUUCAAUACUAUAAUAAUUAUAGUAUUAGUAAUUAUAACUGUUUUCAAUACUAUAAUAAAGUAUUUUC
This is a messenger RNA of Podarcis lilfordi (Lilford's wall lizard), 23545 nucleotides long. Lineage: Eukaryota; Metazoa; Chordata; Lepidosauria; Squamata; Lacertidae. The record is from the annotation of a GenBank genome assembly.